Zalophus californianus (California sea lion) is the source of this 4375-nucleotide messenger RNA. RefSeq names its product nuclear receptor binding SET domain protein 2 (gene NSD2). Gene Ontology annotation, molecular function: histone H3K36 methyltransferase activity; protein binding. Gene Ontology annotation, biological process: regulation of DNA-templated transcription. Gene Ontology annotation, cellular component: nucleus; chromatin. NCBI's taxonomy places the organism in Eukaryota, Metazoa, Chordata, Mammalia, Carnivora, Otariidae. The record is from RefSeq and is a predicted model, not a curated record.
AAGCAUCUGGGCUGAAUGGAAUUUAGCAUCAAAAGUCCUCUUUCUGUUCAGAAAGUUGUAAAGUACAUAAAAAUGAAGCAGGCACCGGAAAUCCUUGGCAAUACAAAUGGAAAGACUCAGAACUGUGAAGUGAAUCGUGAAUGUUCUGUAUUCCUCAGCAAAGCCCACCUCUCUACCAGUCUGCAGGAGGGGGUCAUGCAGAAAUUUAAUGGCCAUGAUGCCCUUCCCUUUAUUCCAUCUGAGAAGCUGAAAGACCUAACUUCCCGUGUAUUUAAUGGAGAACCUGGUGCUCAUGAUGCCAAAUUACGUUUUGAGUCCCAGGAAGGGAAAGGACUUGGGACACCGCCUAACACCACCCCUAUCAAAAAUGGCUCUCCGGAAAUUAAGCUGAAGAUCACCAAAACAUACAUGAAUGGGAAACCUCUCUUUGAAUCUUCAAUUUGUGGUGACAGUGCUGCUGCUGUGUCCCAGUCAGAAGAAAAUGGACAAAAACCAGAAAAUAAGGCAAGAAGGAGCAGGAAGAGAAGCAUAAAAUAUGACUCCUUACUGGAGCAGGGUCUUGUUGAAGCAGCACUGGUGUCCAAGAUCUCAAGUCCCUCAGAUAAAAAGAUUGCAGCUAAGAAAGAGUCCUGUCCAAAUACUGGCAGAGACAAAGACCACCUGUUGAAAUACAAUGUCGGUGAUUUGGUGUGGUCCAAAGUGUCCGGUUACCCUUGGUGGCCAUGCAUGGUUUCUGCUGAUCCACUCCUUCACAACUAUACCAAACUUAAAGGUCAGAAAAAGAGUGCACGCCAGUAUCACGUACAGUUCUUUGGUGAUGCCCCAGAAAGAGCUUGGAUAUUUGAGAAGAGCCUUGUAGCUUUUGAAGGAGAAGGACAGUUUGAAAAAUUAUGCCAGGAAAGUGCCAAGCAGGCACCCACGAAAGCUGAGAAGAUUAAGCUGUUGAAACCUAUUUCAGGGAAAUUGAGGGCCCAGUGGGAAAUGGGCAUCGUUCAAGCAGAAGAAGCUGCAAGCAUGUCGGUAGAGGAGCGGAGAGCUAAGUUCACUUUCCUCUACGUGGGGGACCAGCUUCAUCUCAACCCUCACGUAGCUAAGGAGGCAAGUAUUGCUGUGGAGUCUCCGGGACAAAUGGUAGAAUCCUCAGGAGUCAUUGAAGAAGCUGCUGAUAACCCCAAGUCCAUGAGAGAAGAGGGCAUUCCCAUCAAGAGAAGGCGGAGAGCCAAGCUGUCUAGUUCUGCCGAACACCAAGAAAGUGACCCUGGGACGGUAAAGAGUACUCCUCAGAAGAUGGCAGAAGCCGACCCCAAGAGAGGAGUAGGGUCUCCUCCUGGAAGGAAGAAGACCACGGCCUCUGCUCCACGAAGCAGGAAGGGAGAUGCGGUGUCCCAGUUUUUGGUUUUCUGUCAGAAGCACAGGGAUGAGGUUGUUGCUGAGCACCCAGACGCCUCAGGUGAGGAGAUUGAAGAGUUGCUUGGAUCCCAGUGGGACAUGCUCAACGAGAAGCAGAAAGCACGCUAUAACACAAAGUUUGCCCUGGUGGCCUCUUCCCAGUCUGAGGAAGACUCUGGUACCGUGAAUGGGAAAAAGAGAAACCACACGAGGAGACAGGACGCUGCAGACGCCGAGGCGGGCGACGCGGCCAGGAAGAGGCCCAGGACCGACAAGCACGGUCUCCGGAAGAGAGAGACGAUCAAUGACAAGACAGCCCGAACAAGCUCUUGCAAGGCCAUCGAGGCAGCCUCCUCACUGAAGAGCCAGGCAGCAACGAAACAUCUGUCAGAUGCAUGCAAACCACUGAAGAAGCGAAAUCGGGCAUCCACAGCAGCGUCUUCCACUCCUUUUAGCAAAAGUUCGUCUCCUUCUGCAUCCUUAACUGAGAAUGAGGUCUCAGACGGCCCAGGAGACGAGCCCUUGGAAUCCCCGGACGAGAGCGCAGAUGAAACUCAGACCGAAGUGUCCGUCUCAUCGAAGAAGUCUGAGCGAGGAGUAACCGCCAAAAAGGAGUACGUGUGUCAGCUGUGUGAGAAGACAGGCAGCCUCGUGCUCUGUGAAGGCCCCUGCUGCGGAGCUUUCCACCUUGCUUGCCUCGGGCUCUCCCGGAGGCCAGAAGGGAGGUUCACUUGCAGCGAAUGCACUUCAGGGAUUCACUCAUGUUUUGUGUGUAAGGAGAGCAAGACAGAUGUGAAGCGCUGUGUCGUGUCGCAGUGUGGGAAGUUUUACCACGAAGCUUGCGUGAGGAAGUACCCUCUGACCGUGUUUGAGAGCCGAGGCUUCCGCUGCCCCCUCCACAGCUGCGUGAGCUGCCACGCUUCCAACCCUUCCAACCCGAGACCGUCGAAAGGUAAAAUGAUGCGGUGUGUCCGCUGCCCGGUCGCCUAUCAUGGAGGGGACGCUUGUCUGGCAGCCGGCUGCUCGGUGAUAGCUUCCAACAGCAUAAUCUGCACGGGCCAUUUCACUGCUCGCAAGGGGAAGAGGCAUCACGCUCACGUCAACGUGAGCUGGUGUUUUGUGUGCUCCAAAGGGGGAAGCCUCCUGUGCUGCGAGUCCUGCCCGGCCGCCUUCCACCCUGACUGCCUGAACAUCGACAUGCCCGACGGCAGCUGGUUCUGCAAUGACUGCCGGGCCGGCAAGAAGCUGCAUUUCCAGGACAUCAUCUGGGUGAAGCUCGGGAACUACAGAUGGUGGCCGGCAGAAGUUUGCCAUCCCAAAAAUGUCCCCCCAAAUAUUCAGAAACUGAAGCACGAGAUUGGAGAAUUCCCUGUGUUUUUCUUUGGGUCUAAAGAUUAUUACUGGACGCAUCAGGCGCGAGUGUUCCCGUACAUGGAGGGGGACCGGGGCAGCCGCUACCAGGGGGUCAGAGGGAUCGGAAGAGUCUUCAAAAACGCACUGCAGGAAGCUGAAGCUCGUUUUCGUGAAAUCAAACUUCAAAGGGAAGCCAGAGAAUCACAGGAGAAUGAACGCAAGCCCCCGCCAUACAAGCACAUCAAGGUGAAUAAACCUUAUGGGAAAGUCCAGAUCUAUACAGCUGAUAUCUCUGAAAUCCCGAAGUGCAACUGUAAGCCCACAGAUGAGAAUCCCUGUGGCUUUGAUUCGGAGUGUUUGAACAGGAUGCUGAUGUUCGAGUGCCACCCGCAGGUGUGUCCUGCAGGCGAGUAUUGCCAGAACCAGUGUUUCACCAAGCGCCAGUACCCCGAGACCAAGAUCAUCAAGACAGACGGCAAAGGAUGGGGCCUGGUCGCCAAGCGGGACAUUAGAAAGGGAGAAUUUGUGAACGAGUAUGUUGGCGAGCUCAUUGACGAGGAGGAGUGCAUGGCAAGAAUCAAAUAUGCGCACGAGAAUGACAUCACCCACUUCUACAUGCUCACCAUAGACAAGGACCGUAUAAUUGAUGCUGGCCCCAAAGGAAACUAUUCCCGAUUUAUGAACCACAGCUGCCAGCCCAACUGUGAGACCCUCAAGUGGACAGUGAAUGGUGACACUCGCGUGGGCCUGUUUGCGGUGUGUGACAUUCCUGCAGGGACAGAGCUGACCUUCAACUACAACCUCGAUUGUUUGGGUAACGAGAAAACAGUCUGUCGGUGUGGGGCCUCCAACUGCAGUGGGUUCCUCGGGGACAGACCAAAGACCUCAACAUCCCUUUCUUCAGAGGAAAAGGGCAAAAAGACCAAGAAAAGAACCAGGAGGCGGAGAACCAGAGGUGAAGGGAAGAAGGAGUCCGAAGACGAGUGUUUCCGCUGUGGGGAUGGCGGCCAGCUGGUGCUGUGUGACCGCAAGUCCUGUACCAAGGCCUACCACCUGUCGUGCCUGGGCCUGGGCAAGCGGCCCUUCGGGAAGUGGGAAUGUCCUUGGCAUCAUUGUGACGUGUGUGGCAAACCUUCCACUUUGUUUUGCCACUUUUGCCCCAAUUCGUUUUGCAAGGAACACCAGGACGGGCCAGCCUUCAGCUCCACCCAGGACGGGCGGUCCUACUGCUGCGAGCACGACCUGGGGGCAGAGUCGGCUCGAAGCGCCAAGACUGAGAAACCCUUUCCGGAACCCACCAAGUCCAAGGGGAAGAGGAAGAGAAGAAGUGAGAAGCCGGCCCCAGGAGCAGUGAUAGUGGUAGCGUUGUUGUAAGAUGCCCCCGUAGUUUGUUCUGACGUGGAUCUGGACUGAGUGGCGCCACCACGUCGGCCUCCCAAGUGUGGGGUCCGCGCGGCCCAGCCCCUCCCGACCAGGCCGGGGCUGGCGCUUCUCACCUGCCUGUCUCCUGAACGCACUCGGUUCUUGCCAACAUUUGGGGGAAGACUUUGUAUAUUUUUUUCAUUUGGCUUUUCUCUACCAGUUUCUGGCUUUUAUUCUCAAUAUAUUUUUGCUAAACUUGUUUCACAAAUUA